AUGUCGACCCAACGUUCUGCAGACGGAGUUGCAUGUUUCGUUGUCCAAAUUUGGAGUUUUUGUACUUUAGCCGGAACUGGAAUGGUUCUAGCUGGAAAUUAUCUCGCCUUGGCUCAUAUUCUUGCUGUUGUUGGUGGCGCUGUUGUUGCAGUCUGUGCGCUUCUACUUCAAUCUUCUGCCUUUCAAUUGAAAGAGGCCUUAAUUUCCUUUUCUGUUGCUAUCAUCUCAUCAGCAUUGGCAGUUAUUUUUAUUGGUAUUUGUAUGCUGAUUGUAAUUUAUCUAUGCAUGAAAUUUUUUAUCGAUCCUGAUAAUGUGGCGGCGCCACUCGCCGCUUCAUUGGGUGAUUUUUUUGUUCUUCUCAUCAUGACUCUUGUUGUAUGGACCAUCGAAUCGUUUUUUGGAUCACCUUUUCCAGCUUAUUUUGGAAUGUUCUGUUUUGUUAUUAUUGCUAUUGGGCCAGCACUCUCUUACUUGCAAGGAAAUAGAAGCGAAAACUGUUUGGCUGCGGAUUAUAUCACUCUUACUCAUUGUCUUGUUCCACUUUUGGCUGCAGUUUUACUCAGCAGUAUAAGUGGUUGGAUACUUGCUUCCUAUGUCGAUCUUCUCCCAAGCUUGCCUCUUCUGCAACCACCUAUUAACGGUGUAGGCGGCAACCUUGCCUCAAUUCUCAUCAGUCGAAUGACAACCCGCUUGAGCACUGUGUCUAAACCUCUUAUCACAGGUGAUAUUGUUGAUCGGAUCAAUGCUGCGACUCUCUUCUCGUGUUUUCAUUCAGCGACGGGGGAGAAGCAACGCAGCUCUCCUGAAAGUAGUCUGCUACUUCCAGGCAGUGAUGAGGACGCGACAGUGGAGAGAUCAGGGCCUGCUAAUUGUGUAAAGGAAACUGAAAUAGCUGUAACUCAAGCGAUCAUGGACUCGAACACUUCAGCAUGUCGUCUACUUACUCUCUGUCUGCCGAUGCAUUCCAUGCUCCUUGUUAUCAACUACAGUAUCUCCUCCCUCUUCCAUGAAUCUUUGGGGCCUAAAGCUUUCUCAUUUUCUAUCGUUCUUGCUUACCUCUCCGCUGGAUUUCUACAGGUCUUUGUGCUUCUUCUAUUCGCCCGACUCCUAGUUUUACGACGUUGGUUGUUUCUAGCCGGACACCAGCAUCACCAAGGUGUCACCAGCAGCAGCCGUACAAGUGCAGGAGGAUUAGCAUCCCUAGAUUUGACAGGUAUCGCCAUCACUACAGGGCUGGGAGAUUUUGUUGGCACUGCUUUUCUCACUGCCUUCCUUAGUUUUGCUGAGGGCUCUUGA
Messenger RNA from Rodentolepis nana, 1296 nucleotides. Lineage: Eukaryota; Metazoa; Platyhelminthes; Cestoda; Cyclophyllidea; Hymenolepididae. The record is from the annotation of a GenBank genome assembly.